This is a messenger RNA of Hemibagrus wyckioides, 3326 nucleotides long. RefSeq names its product family with sequence similarity 114 member A1 (gene fam114a1). Lineage: Eukaryota; Metazoa; Chordata; Actinopteri; Siluriformes; Bagridae. The record is from RefSeq and is a predicted model, not a curated record. The transcript has 13 exons. Bases 144 to 1883 code for a protein of 579 amino acids.
UCUCCGCCUUCAUACUGUGAAGUUCCCAGGGUUCACAUGACGUCACGGUCCACACUGCGCGUGGUCCGGGCUGCCGACGUGGCGCGCGAGCUUUCUGGCUGGGCGGAAACGGGCUGCGCGCGCUGUCAGAGGCACCGGGCACCAUGUCACAAGAAGAUGCAGUGGGUGACCUCUCUGUACCCCCUGACCCCUCCGUUUUUAAAACACCUUCAGACAAACAUGCUCCUGUAGCUGCUGACAAAACAGACCAGCCUUCUUCCAGUCCUUCACUCUCCCUGGACACAUCAGAGCAUGAAGGUGCAGAAGAAGGUGCUCCCCUCGGCCAGGUCAGAGAACCACCGCAGGACCAAUCAGAGGAGCACAGCUGCGAUCAGGUGACCGAAUGCAGCGAAACUGUGAGCUUGGAGCCGGAAGUGGCGGAAGGGGAAGUGGAGCCUUCAGAUCAUCCCACAUCUAAAAGUUGGGGUGGUUGGGGAUCCUGGGGGAAGUCUUUAUUGACCAGUGCCACCUCAACAGUAGGUCAGGGGUUAAGCUCAGUUCGGGAGAAGGCGGGCGUGGCCUUGCGUAUGCGCAGCACAUCAUCAUGCGAGGAAGCCGUGGAGGUUGAAGAACAUCCCGAGGAGGAGGAGGAGGACGACUCUGUGGUUCAGCCCAUCAGCCCAACCAACAAAGGAGUGUUUUCCUCCAUUACCAGCGCUGUGCAGAACACAGGGAAAUCUGUGCUGACCGGAGGACUGGAUGCGCUGGAGUUCAUCGGCAGGAAGACGAUGACGGUGUUAGCGGAGAGUGACCCGGGCUUUAAGAAGACCAAAAUCCUGAUGCAGAGGACCGUCUCGCUCUCGCAGAUGCUAAAGGAAGCUAAAGAGAAGGCACGCGAGAGACUGAGCGACCAGAUGGUGUGUGAACCCACGGCUCAUUACGGCAUCCUGUUUGAUGACUAUCAGGGUCUGUCUCACCUGGAAGCUCUUGAGAUCCUGAGCAACGAGAGCGAGGGGAGGGUUCAGGAAGCUCUUUCCUCCCUCGAGGGCGAGCGGCUGGAGCUUCUGAAGAAGGAGCUGAUCGAGAUUAAGGAGAUCUUCGAGGCAAGAGAGGAAGAGGAGGAGGAAGAGGAGCAGAAGGAGAUGGAGGAAAGGGGUUCCGGGGGAAACGGUGAACUUUAUUCCCAAAUUUUCAGCUCUUUCAGUCCGCUCUCCGCAAACGGGGAGGAGUUUGUCAGUGUUCUCACAGAGCUGCUCUUUGAACUGCAUGUUGCUGCGACACCAGACAAACUGAACAAGGCCCGGAUGAAGGCGUAUGAUUGGAUAAGAGAGACUGAGAGGCCCGUUACCUCGCAGGAGUCAGAUGAGGUGAGGGAAGAGAAGUCGGAGUCGCCUCCUACAGGACAGGAGGAUGGAGACAGAAUGGAAGACAAGGGGACGGAGGAGAAGGACAAACACACCGAGCAAAGCAAGAUGGACAAGGUGGAGAGUGUGUAUCAGUGGUCUAUAGGCAGUCUUGCGGAGGUGACCGCUCGGAGUAUAGAGCAGCUCCAUAAAGUAGCUGAACUCAUCCUGCAUGGACAAGACGUGGAGAAACCAGCGAGCCAGCAGGCCAAGAUACUUUCCAGACUGACCUGUGCUAUGUGUAAGGAGGUUGGAUGUCUGGCUCACAAAUUUACAGAUACACUCGUGGCUGUAGGGAGUCGGAGGAAAGCAGAAGAGCUGAAUCCUCUGGUGAACAGCGUGACGCUCGAGGGCUCGAACAGCACAACCUACAUCCACAACGCCUUCCAGCUUCUGCUGCCGGUUCUGCAGAUCUCCCACAUCCAGACCAGCAGAGCCCUGACUAUAACCGACCCGGAACCAGAACCAGAACCAGAUCCAGAACCAGCUCCUACAGACUGACCUGCUCACCCUGUGUGCGUGUGUGUGUGUGUGCGUGUGUGUGUGCGUGUUUUCUUUUGCGACUGUCUAUGCCAAAAAAAAAGUGCAAUGUUCUGCAAGCCUGUGUAUGUAUAUCAGAAAAGGACGCUUAGGAUCAGAUCAAUCAGACAAAAAGAAAAUUCUAGAUGGUCAGUUUUGUCCACAGCAGUAGAAGGAUCUUACAGUAAAAGGAGUUACAGACCAGUGCAGGCCAAAGUGACCGUGUCAUGUUGUGUCCAUGUGCGUUUCUUUUUCCGGGAUGUUUUUAGUAUGAUGAGAGGGUCACAUGGUAGAUGGUGGGUGAGGGAGGGGGUUCGAUAGUGGGUAGGGGAGGUUGUAGAUGGUGGGUGGGGAAGGGGGGAGAUUGUCGUUGAGGGAGGGGGUAGAUGGUAGGGAUUAGUGGCUCAAGGGGUGAUGGUUCGAUUCCUGUCUCUGCCUCCCUGUGUGUGUGUGUGUGUGUGUGUGUGGGCUGGUCUCCAAAGUUUCCUCCCUCAGUCCAAAGACAUGUGUUGUACAUCUAUUAGCAUCUCUAAAUGAUCCAUUGCAUGUGUGUGUGUGUGUGUGUGUGUGUGUGUACCUGCUCCAUCUCCCCUGGCAUAGACUCCUGCUGCAAAUCACAGGCUUAUAUUACUUAAUGUUGUUGUUGCCAUAGUAACAGCUCACACACGGGGAACGCUCCUCAGAACCGACGACUAUUAACAAACGUCUCAUUCGAUAAAGUACAAUGAAUACGGUGGAUCCUUAACAAACGUUAUUUCUGGAAGGAGUCUCCAGCGUCGUAUCAGUCGGAGGUAACGGCGGGGCUUUAAGGUUUCUUCUACAGCGAGGAGUUCAAGAGGAAGACAGCAAAAAUAAUCAGCUUCAAGGUGGAACACACCACCAUUUUUAUGGUUUACAUUUAGGCCCAUCUGGAAGACGUGUUUAUUAGACGGCGGAGUCUAAAGACGAGCCGCGACGAAGAAAUAAAGGACGUGACUGAAUUUAUAGAAUUAGCAAAGAUCUGCACGAUCUCUCCAUGGUUCAGACUGGCGUUGGUAAUCGUCACAGCGUUUUCAAACACACGUUUAUGUUUGAAAACUAACCAGCAAAGCAGUGUUGUAGAUAUUGUUGACUGAUACAAUUCCAUGGUGAUAUUUAAUCCCGGUCUGCCGCGUCGAUCUGUGAGCAAAUUAAAGGCGGAGCUUCGUACCUCAGUCAUUGAGUCAUUUUUCGAGAACAUCUUAUUUACUGAUUAUUCCGAAUAAUUCUCUAAAGUGCAUUGAAGUUCAUGUUUUCAUUUGUUAAGUUUUGUAAAAAUAUAUAUAUAUAUACUAUUUAGACAAUGUGCACUAUUGUAUAAGAAACCAGGAUGAAAUUCUAUAUUAAAUUCUACACAAAAUUGUACUGAGAAUGGUUCACACUGGCAACAUUAAUACAAACAAAAUG